AUGUCUCCUGUCAAGGAUUCCUCCUCCGCAAUGAAUUCUGCUCCCAUCGUUGUUCGGCGGAGCAAGACCAUGCCCAUCGACAGCCCAACUGCCAAGUUCCUUUACACAAUCAUCAAGCAGCUUGACCUUAAAGGCAUCGACUGGAGUCUCGUCGCCUCGCAGCUCGAAAUCUCCAACGGCCACGCCGCCCGCAUGCGCUACCACCGUUUCCGAAACCAGAUGGAAGGCUAUCAGCCCCAGCAAAGAAAGCGUCCAGCGAACAAGUCAUCCUCCAAGACAAGCACAGGCUCCUGCAAAGCAGGCUUACAAAAGGGGUCGUCCCCCAUGCGCUCGCCCACGCCCAUACCCAUGACCAAGACCGAACCACCCGAAGAGGGUCAAUGCGAACCAAAGAGCCCGUCUAUUAAGCCUGAGCAGCAUGCGCCCGGCCAGCAAGUACCACACCUUGCUAAUAUCCCGCAGUAUGGCUCGCGUAUAAUUUCUGCACCGUUUCCGCACUCACAGCGGCACCCACACUCGGCUGCAUUCUUGCCUUCCAUCGCUACCCCGUAUCACUAUCAAAUGUCUCCGUUAACUUCUGAGCUGAGAAUUUCCUCUUCACCAGCUUAUUCGUCCACGCCUCAUUAUCCACCAGUUCCUGUGUACGAGACGGGGUAUCGUUCACCGGUGGCCUGGACGCCUGUGAAGGCUGAGCCAAGGACCCUGCCUGAGGAAUAUAAAGGGUUGGAAAUCGCGGAAACUUCGACGGUGAAGGAAGAGGUGCAAGAUGAGAUUAUAAUUCGCAAUGACUAG
Aspergillus nidulans FGSC A4 is the source of this 792-nucleotide messenger RNA. RefSeq lists its product as uncharacterized. The transcript is spliced from 2 exons. The record is from RefSeq and is a predicted model, not a curated record. Lineage: Eukaryota; Fungi; Ascomycota; Eurotiomycetes; Eurotiales; Aspergillaceae. The coding region runs from base 1 to 792 and encodes 263 amino acids.